GCUUGCGGGUGGGGUGGGGGAGCUGGAGUGGAGGGGGGGCGAGAGGGAGGGAGGGCUCAGGCGGCCGGGGAGGGGGGUGGGCUGGUGGGCUUGGGCAAAACCGCGAGCCAUGGAUGGCUCCGCACUCUACCACGGCUUUCGGAAGAAGAGGCGAUCCCGGUCCCAACGCGACCGGGAGAGGCGAUUCCAAGGCGGAUUACAAGGGGCUGCCGGCGGGGCGGCGGGGGUCGCGGGCGGCGGCGAAGCCAGGCGGACCCCCGCGCCCCCCGUCCUUUCUUCCUCGGGCUCGGAGCUGGAAAACAAUGGGAACCCCCCGCUCCCGCCGUCCGCCCGGCCCAAACCCCCCCGGAGGAAGAGGAGAGAGUCUUCCUCCCCCGAAGAAGACAUCAUCGAUGGCUUUGCCAUGGCCAGCUUUGUCACCCUGGAAGCCUUAGAGAAGGAUGCAGUAGUGAAGCCUCACGAUCAGGUGGAGAAGCGUCAGAAUCCCUUGGUAAAGAAGAAACGGGACAUUCUUACCAAUGGGCUGCCAUACCAUCCUAAAAAGAACAGACUGCACCAUCAUCACUACGGCUCAGACCGAGAGAAUGACCGCAACCUUUGCCAGCACCUCAGGAAAAGGAAAAGGGUUCUGAAAAGGCUCCGACAGCUUAAGCCAGGCCAGAAUAGCUGCCGAGACAGCGACAGUGAGAAUGCGAGUGGAGAGUCCAAAGGGUUCCAUCGGAGCAGUUCUCAUGAGAGACUCAGUGACAGUUCAGCUCCAUCCAGCUUGGGAACAGGCUACUUCUGUGACAGUGACAGCGAUCGGGAAGAAAAGGCCUCCGAUGCCAGUUCUGAGAAAUUGUUCAACACAGUUGCCAAUAAAGAUAUCGACUUGGGGGUUGGCACGCUAACGGAAAAUGAGGACCAAGAUGGCAGGACGUUGGCGGUCCCCAAAAUAUCGGGACUAGAAAGGAGUCAAGAGAAAAGCCAGGAUACCAGUAAAGACCCGUCAUUUGACCCCACUGUGCCUAAAGACCUUUGCCCUCAAAUCUCUCAGCCAACGAUCCCACCUCAUUCAGACCCACAGCCCAAGGUACAUUCUCCAAGCCCUGCAGUGGUCCAGCAGACGGAGCCUCCUUGUUCUUCGCCGUCGUCAGCCCCACAGCCGUUGACCACCUUGGAAGAAACCCAACUUUCCACAGACGCUCCUCCCCAAAUCCAACACCCGCCACGGCCCUCCUCUCCCGGACAGCCGACUCACCCGAACCAGCCAUCCAUGCACUUACGUCCCCCUUCACGGACUCUGUCGCAACAGUUGUCGGUGUACAACAGCAGCAGCUUAAGCCUCAAUAGCUUGAGCAGCAGCAGAAGCAGUACCCCUGCCAAGACUCAGGCUUCCUCUGCACAUAUCGGCCACCCCCCUUCGGCAUCCCCCUUCUCCCUCUCUCUGCCAAACCACAGCCCUCUUCACACUUUUCCACCCACCCUCCAACCUCCUGCCCACUCCCAUCACCCCAAUAUGUUUGCCCCUCCCACGGCAUUGCCCCCGCCUCCUCCGCUGACAUCGGGGGCGUUGCAAGUUCCAGGCCAUCCUGCUGGGAGCACUUAUUCUGAACAAGACCUCCUGCGGCAAGAGCUGAACACGAGAUUUCUGGCUUCCCAGAGUGCCGACCGGGGCGCCUCGCUGGGCCCACCGCCCUACUUGAGGACGGAGUUCCACCAGCAUCAGCACCAACACCAGCACACCCACCAACACACCCACCAGCAUACCUUCACGCCUUUCCCCCACGCUAUCCCGCCUACCGCCAUCAUGCCGACGCCGGCACCUCCCAUGGUGCGUACCCCAGGCAGAAAUUUUGACAAAUACCCAACAAAAGUUGACCCCUUCUACCGACACAGUUUAUUCCACUCUUACCCUCCGGCGGUGUCAGGAAUCCCUCCCAUGAUUCCUCCAACCGGUCCUUUCGGCUCGCUGCAGGGAGCAUUUCAACCCAAGACAUCUAAUCCUAUCGAUGUCGCAGCAAGACCUGGGGCUGUCCCACAUACCCUUCUGCAGAAAGAUCCCCGGUUGACCGAUCCAUUCAGGCCCAUGUUGAGGAAACCAGGAAAGUGGUGUGCGAUGCAUGUUCAUAUUGCUUGGCAAAUCUAUCACCAUCAACAGAAAGUGAAGAAACAGAUGCAAUCGGAUCCCCAUAAACUGGACUUUGGCUUGAAACCUGAAUUUCUAAGCAGGCCACCAGGUCCCAGUCUCUUUGGGGCCAUCCAUCAUCCUCACGACCUUGCACGACCAUCAACCCUCUUCUCUGCAGCCAGUGCUGCCCAUCCCACCGGACCCCCGUUCGGCCCUCCGCCUCAUCACAGCAACUUCCUCAAUCCAGCUGCACACUUAGACACUUUUAAUCGGCCCACGACGUUCACCAGUCUCGCAGCUGUGAGCAGCAAUGCCUUCGGGGGACUCGGGAACCCUGCAGUUACUCCCAACUCUAUGUUCGGCCACAAGGAUGGCCCAAGUAUGCAGAACUUUAGCAACCCUCACGAACCCUGGAACCGUCUGCACCGAACACCUCCUUCGUUCCCGACCCCUCCGCCCUGGCUGAAGCCAGGAGAGCUGGAACGCAGUUCGUCUGCUGCAGCUCAUGAGAGAGAUAGAGAUGUAGAUAAAGGAGACUCUUCUCUUAGUAAAGAUGACAAAGAAAGGGAGAGUAUUGAGAAGAGACACUCCAGUCAUCCUUCGCCAGCACCUAUCCAUUCCACAAAUACUCUUGGACAUAGCCGCAGCUCAGCUGAGCCAAUCAGGAGCCAUCUGAACCCUGAGGCUCGGGAGAAAGAGAAACCCAAAGAAAGGGAUCACUCAGAGUCUCGGAAGGACGUUAGUGCCGAUGAGCACAAGGCGAAGGACAACUACGUUUCAGAGAAAGAAGGCCCGACCCAUGAGAACAGAGCGUUGGAGGAGUCCAAACAGACAUCUCGGGGGCCCUCGCCUUAUGUCCGGCCACCAGUUGUGGAGAGUACCAGACCUAACAGCACCUCUAACCGAGAAGCUGAUAAGAAGAACGAGGCAGUGUAUGAGAGCUUGAAGAAGGCCAGCGAGGUCAAGGUGAAGGAGGAAAGAAAGGAAGAUCAUGACGUUCCGCCUGAAGCACCGCAGACGCAUCGGCCAUCUGAGCAAGCGCCUCCCAUGCCUGCAUCCAACAUCCACCCAGGCCCUUUGGUAUCGAUGCCCAUGACAGUGGGCGUAACUGGUAUCCAUCCCAUGAACAGCAUCAGUGGCCUGGACAGGACUCGCAUGAUGACGCCUUUCAUGGGGAUCAGCCCAAUUCCGGGCAGCGAACGUUUCCCUUACCCUUCUUUCCACUGGGAUCCCAUGAGAGAUCCAUUGAGGGAUCCCUACAGAGACUUGGACAUCCAUCGGAGAGACCCUCUGGGCCGAGAGUUCUUCCUGCGGAACGACCCGCUUCACCGUCUCUCUGCGCCACGGUUGUACGACGCAGAGAGGUCUUUCAGGGACAGAGAGCCACAUGACUACAACCAUCACCACCACCAUCCACUUUCGGUCGACCCUCGUCGAGAGCACGAGAGGGGGGCCCAUCUGGAUGAGCGGGAGCGGUUGCACAUGCUCCGAGAGGACUACGAACACGUCCGGCUGCACUCGGUCCACCAGGCCGCCUUGGACGGACACCUGCCUCACCCCAGUUUACUUACCCCCGGGCUCCCCAGCAUGCACUAUCCCAGAGUCAGCCCUUCCUCGGGGCUUCCAAAUGGGAUCCUGAACAAAACUCCUCCCACAGCAGCACUUAGCGCCCCUCCCCCUCUCAUUUCCACUCUGGGACCCCGCCCAAGCUCUCCUCGAAGGACUACCCCCCUGUCAGCAGACAUCCGAGACAGGCCGCCUUCCCACACGCUCAAAGACAUAGAGGCACGAUAAAACCGGAAGCACGAGCCAGAGAGGGAAACGCUCUAAAUGGACUUCAACAUAUUAGAUCUUCUUACUCAAAACA
This is a messenger RNA of Sphaerodactylus townsendi, 3977 nucleotides long. RefSeq names its product activator of transcription and developmental regulator AUTS2 (gene AUTS2). The transcript is spliced from 19 exons. The record is from RefSeq and is a predicted model, not a curated record. Bases 110 to 3904 code for a protein of 1264 amino acids. NCBI's taxonomy places the organism in Eukaryota, Metazoa, Chordata, Lepidosauria, Squamata, Sphaerodactylidae.